GGAUGUCACACACAGGCUGAUCUCACUGCACGCACUGUAUGUGAAGGACUGCCCCUUGAGGAUGGGAGAGUGGUCGCAGCGGGCACCAUGACACGACAGUCGGACACCAGCUAAUAUUCAGCAAAUACCAUGCAGAUGUCAGAUCUGAUUUUGUCUUGGAUAAACCUGACUGUAUUGCACAGAACCUGAACACGAAGCUGACAGAAUUAUUCGGCACUCCCUGCUGUAAGUACACAGGAUUUUUUGAGGUGUUUAUGUGAGAAGAUAUAUUUCGUACUUCUGGAAGUGACAAUGUGUAGAAUGAAGUGAAGGAACAUGAAAUCCAACAACAAUUUCCGCGAGCAGGUGACCUUAGUGACUGGUUGGUUCAAAACUUGGAGUGAGUGUGAGCAAACGGUGGCCCUGUACUCUUUGUUGAAGAAGCUGACACCAUCACAAGCCAAGUUCCUGGUGCAGGUGCUUCAGCAGUCUCUUGCAGAGUGUACAGAGGCAAAGCUGUUGCAGGAGAAGGCCAAUGAUCCAGCUUUCAUCAGCAAAGUGUGUUCUGAAUCCAAGGAGAAAGCUAUCGGCCACUUGCUCAAAUAUCUGCCUCUCUUACAGUCAGGCAAUGCUUCUGCAAAGAAGGAAUACUUACGCAUCAUUCCCGAGGUGCUCUCUCAUGCCAUUGAAAAUGGAGUGAACAUUGAGGAAAGUAGACAGCUCCUCUCCUACUCCCUCAUCCACCCUGCCAUCAGUGGGGAGGAACGCUUACAGUUCCGAAUGUGGCUGGGAUAUCUGGAGGAGAGGUUUACAUACAGCAUCAGUCCAGCAAGGGGGCCAAGUCAGUCCCCACCCUUGGCUGUCACAGACCAGACAGUUACACUGUCCAAUGGACCUAACAGUGGUCAAUGGACCACCUCAACCAAUCAAGACAUUACAAGCAUUGUGAAUGGUUCAGAUAAUGGGGAUAAUGCUAGUAACAAUGGGUAUAUUGGGAACAGUUUGGGCAGUCAUCAGUCAUUACGAAUCAGCAACAGCCAUGUAGGAGUAGUAUCAUCACCAAACAAUGGUCAUACAGCUCUCCAUGCCACUUCCUCUGCACCACCUAACUUCAGCACACCACCAGUUAGUAACCAGGGUAACAACAAUCAACAAAACAACUUGCAUGCACCUCUACGUAGGACAUAUUCAGUCACUCCACCUGUGGGCGUUCCAAACCCAGAGAAAACUGUUACUGAUUGGUUGCGCACCAAUGACAACCACCUGUCUCGGGGCAACUCCAACAACUCUACCUGUGAACAUGCUCCCCUGUCCCCCCAGAGCAGCAUCACCUCCUCGGGAAGUGGCAGUGACACCCACCCCGAUGAUGGAGGCCCCCAGCCUGUGAGAAACAGCUUUUUGGAAGAUGGUAGCGGUAUGAGAGAGGUUCCAGUCUGGCUGAAAAAUCUUCGUCUGCACAAGUACUCCUAUCUAUUUCGACAGAUGACGUAUGAAGAAAUGAUGAAUCUAUCUGAGGAAUGGCUGGAAUCUCAGAAUGUGACAAAAGGUGCCCGUCAUAAGAUCAUCCUGAGCAUUGCCAAGCUGAUAGAGAGGCAGGAUCUGCUUCGGGCACUGGAAAAGGACAUAAUGGAAAAGGGUUCCAUAAAGCAGGCCAUUACAGAGAUGAGGAACAUGUUGAACACACCUAUCAAGGGUCACGUACCUGCUACAGCCGUCUCAUCAGUAGUGUCUCCACCAAUUUCCCCAUCCACUACACCAAGUGACAGUGAUGGCAACAAAAUAGCAGAAGGAGACAUUACUGGCCAGUUUACAAGACUCAUGGGAAAAGUGUGCACCCAGCUGUUGGUGGCAAGCCGUCCUGAUGAUGACUGCUUCACAACGUACCUACAGCUCAUAGACAAGUGUCUCAAUCACGAGGCAUUCACACAGAAGCAGAAGAACCUCCUUGCCACUUGGAAACAACAGGCCCACAAGAUUUGGCAGCCACCUCCCUACAAGUAUGGCACUGACAAACCUAGAAAAGUCUGGGGUAAUACCUUCCCACUUAUUGGAACAUCUUUCAACAAUCGUAUCAACACCAAACAAAUUAGGAUCCCUCCCAAACAUGGCAUACAGCAGUGGAGCUUUGGCUCCAAGCGGUCGGUUGUUGGGGCCCAGCCUACAGGACAUAUACCCCUACAGAAGAACAACUCCCUCAACACUACAUUUCUCAACAAACCUGGGCUGCUAGAGGGGAAGCAGCAGGUGGUCAGAACCAACUCGGCUCCAAUCAGGUCAGGACAACUCUCACUAUCUGUGCCUGUGAAUGAUGAUGGCAGCACCGACACCGAGAUCAACGCCAGACUGGAUUCCCUCUGUAUUAGCAUGACAGAACAUGCUUUAGGAAGCUUAACUGAACACAGUUAUACCUGAUGACAGGACCGUGACUUGUGGAACAUCGUCUGCUGCUGGGGAUACUAAGCUGAGGUCUACUGCUGACAUGUAAUGUCACUCAGUCCUGGAAUGUCCUGCGUUAUAUCCUAAACACUUCCUACAUAGAUGCCAACUCAAGGGCAUGGAGACUUUAGAAGAGAAAUCACCACACACCCCCUCAGAUAUAUGUAGUGAGCAUGGUGUAGUCUGGAAGACUGUGACAUGUAGUCACCAUCAUCAAGACAGAUCUGAAGAUUUCACUGUGCUCAUGGGCAGAUAUGUGAUUGUUAGCCCGGAUAAACUGCUGCCUAAAUGUGUUUGUGUAUAGUGUGCUGUAUGGGAUAUAAGUGCUGGGUAGCUUUCACUGCCAACUCCUGCCAGCAUCUGGCUCCUCCACACAGCUGGCCCACACUGUAGUGCUACUCAUUUCGUCUUUCGUAAGCCUUGGUGUUGAAGGGCUGUCAUGUGACCUGCCAUAUUGUGCCUUCUGGAGCUGUGACAGAUUGUAUGUUGUUUUUGUGGUCCAGAAACUAUUUUCAUGUUUGUAGCACAUCACCUGUGUGGAGCCAUAGUAUAUGUGUCAACGGAUAUUUUCCUAUUUUGUUAUUGUCAAUGGCUAGAGUGGUGCUGAAAUAUUGCUGAGGAUCCCAUCCCUUUCUUCCUUAUAGGAAACAUUUAUCAUGGGAAUCUAAUUGACAAAUUCAAAUGAAUGCCUUUGUGAAUGGAAAUAUGUGUGAUAUAUGUUGUAGAUACCUAUUUAUGUUAAAGCUAAUGGUUCCAUACGGUCCUUCCAAACCAGUGUGAAGAUGUGCAGCAUGUGCGGAGAUGAAUACAGCCAAAACAACUUCAUCACCAGCUAAGUUUCCCACAUUGAAGUUUUCUCUGUACUUGUCACACAAAUGAUAAUCAAAUUGGUACAAUUUGGUUGUGUGCGUGAUGUAACAACAUGAUCCAUGGGCUGACAGUAGGAUGGCUUGGCUCAGGUGGUAUCUCGGGUACAUCUUGUGUCUGUUCGCUGUCCAUCAGUGGCUCAAUAUGUUGGUAUUACAGUGCAUAAGGCAAGCUAAACAGGGCCAAAGUUCUAGCAGAACUUUCAAGAUAUACCAUGUGCAUUCCAUAAUAUAUCCAUACAAAGAUCUGAUUUGACAGACGAGCAUUAUAAGGUUGUCAACAAGGGUGAAAAAGUAUGCGUCUCAUGAGACAUUCAUUACAUAAUAAACACAUAAUAUUGCUUAGAAAAACUUAAAAACUAUGAAAGCCUUAUAUUAACAAUAGUGUUUAGUUUGCAAUGAUGCACAUUAAUUUAUUCCAACAGUGAGUUACGUCAUUUCAUUAAACUUGACUAAUAAAGUACUGGGAUUAUUAUUCAAACAUUCAGUCCAUGUGCAGUGUAUGUGUGUAGUAGGUUUGUGUGUGUACAUGUGAAGUGACUUUACUGGCGUGCUGGUGUGUAUAUGGACUGCAGGCCCAGUGUCAUAGCACCAGGCACCACUCACAACUUCCCUGAGAGAAAAAGUUAUUUAUCCUUUUGAAAGUCUGCUAAGAAUCAUUUAAACAACAUUUGUAUUUUUCUGGUGAUAAGCUAUCCAACUGUGUUGAAGAUGAGGAGUUGAAUGAAAUGUUGUUAGUGCACAGAGCACUCUAUCGACAGUCAUACUGUUGUUGACUUUAUGUAUGUAAUCAUUUAGACCUCUGCUGCCAUCAUGACUGUGUGUUCUCUCAGCCUUGGUUGUAUAUAGCCCAGCUCUUCACCCUUGCUACAACUGCCGCACAUCAUUACAGUUUCUCAAUUAUUGUACCUAGGCCAGACCUUUCUAAUGUUGGGUGAACACAAUUUUGGAGCCAUUAUGCAGGAGCUCCCAAACAUUGGUGAUUGUUGAUAGGUCAAAUGCACAUAAAACUAAGUGUCCAUAACUUAAUAGGACAUUUGUUUGAUUUCUUCAAAAGAGGGAGGAAUUGAUUCGUUGAAAGCCUUAAAAAUUGAUUUAAUUCUUUUGAGGUAGAUUUACUGGCCAUUAGCCAGAGGUUUUGUGAUAAAUUCUCACCUUUUCUAUUGGGGACUGUUCAGGUAAAAGUGGUAUGUACAGCAUGAAACAAGUUGUUGGUUGAUAUGUGUGCACUGUAUACAACAACACUUAGCUACUGGAUGUUUGGGACAUAUCUAUUCUCUGAUGGUGUACACUGUAUUUAAAAUUAAUUUUAAGCAACUGUAAUAUGUAGCAGAUAAAACAGUUAUGACAGCACAUUUUUCUGCCUUGAAGCUUUUGAAUGAAAUGUUCAUAGAGGCUUACAGCUAGGUGUAAUGCUACAACUUAUGUCUUUAUAGAAAGACGGCUCCAUAACAUUAUGUCGAAUGGCAUCAUCUUUGUGAGAGUGUGCAUUAGGGGCUGGACAGUGGUGAUGUUAUAGAUAUGAUCCCACGCCAACCAUCAUGUAUAGUUUGUGUACAUAACACUUGUCAAGUAGCAAAUGUUAAUUGUUUCAAGGAAAGUGUGUGUGGUUUCUAUGUCCUAACCAAGAUGACAGUAUGAUUUUGUUGAUUCCUGCCUGUUAAUGGAGUUUGUCUUGUGUUUAUUGUGCUGGUUCACAAAAUGUAGGUACUAAUAUGGACAUAAUUCCAGGUAGUAAUGUGCUGCUGUGUCCCGGUAGUGAUGUGCUGCUGUGUCCCGGUAGUGAUGUGCUGCUGUGUCCCGGUAGUAAUGUGCUGCUGUGGACAUAAUCCUUGUAGUGAUGUGCUGCUGUGGACAUAAUCCCAGAAGUGAUGUGCUACUGUGUCCAGGUAGUAAUGUGCUGCUGUGUCCCGGUAGUGAUGUGCUGCUGUGUCCUGGUAGUGAUGUGCUGCUGUGUCCCGGUAGUGAUGUGCUGCUGUGGACAUAAUCCUUGUAGUGAUGUGCUGCUGUGGACAUAAUUCCAGUAGUGAUGUGCUGCUGUGUCCCGGUAGUGAUGUGCUGCUGUGUCCCGGUAGUGAUGUGCUGCUGUGUCCCGGUAGUGAUGUGCUGCUGUGUCCCAGUAGUGAUGUGCAGCUGUGUCCCGGUUGUGAUGUGCUGCUGUGUCCAGGUAGCAAUGUGCUGCUGUGUCCCGGUAGUGAUGUGCUGCUGUGUCCCGGUAGUGAUGUGCUGCUGUGGACAUAAUCCUGGUAGUGAUGUGCUGCUGUGUCUCGGUAGUGAUGUGCUGCUGUGUCCCGGUUGUGAUGUGCUGCUGUGUCCCGGUAGUGAUGUGCUGCUGUGUCCCGGUUGUGAUGUGCUGCUGUGUCCCGGUAGUGAUGUGCUGCUGUGUCCCGGUAAUGAUGUGCUGCUGUGGACAUAAUCCCGGUAGUGAUGUGCUGCUGUGUCCCGGUAGUGAUGUGCUGCUGUGUCCAGGUAGUGAUGUGCUGCUGUGUCCCGGUAGUGAUGUGCUGCUGUUGACAUAAUCCCGGUAGUGAUGUGCUGCUGUGGACAUAAUCCUUGUAGUGAUGUGCUACUAUGUCCCAGUAGUGAUGUGCAACUGUGUCCCAAUAGUGAUGUGCUACUAUGUCCCAGUAUUGAUGUGCUGCUGUGGACAUAAUCCCUGUAGUGAUGUGCUGCUAUGUCUCAGUAGUGAUGUGCUGCUGUGGACAUAAUCCCAGUAGUGAUGUGCUGCUGUGGACAUAAUCCUUGUAGUGAUGUGCUGCUGUGGACAUAAUCCCAGAAGGGAUGUGCUGCUGUGGACAUAAUCCCAGUAGUGAUGUGCUGCAGUGGACAUAAUCCCAGUAGUGAUGUGCUACUGUGUCCCAGUAGUAAUGUGCAGCUGUGGACAUAAUCCCAGUAGUGAUGUGCUGCUGUGUCCCAGUAGUGAUGUGCUGCUGUGUCCCAGUAGUGAUGUGCUGCUGUGGACAUAAUCCCAGUAUUGAUGUGCUGCUGUGGACAUGAUCCCAGUAGUGAUAUGCGACUGUGUCAAUGUAGUGAUGUAGUAAUGUGCUGCUGUGGACAUAAUCCCAGUAGUGAUGUGCUACUGUGUACCAGUAGUGAUGUGCAGCUGUGGACAUAAUCCCAGGAGUGAUGUGCUGCUGUGUCCCAGUAGUGAUGUGCUGCUGUUGACAUAAUCCCAGUAUUGAUGUGCUGCUGUGGACAUAAUCCCAGUAGUGAUGUGCUGCUGUGGACAUAAUCCCAGUAGUGAUGUGCUGCUGUGGACAUAAUCCCUGUAGUGAUGUGGUCAUAAUCCCAGUAGUGAUGUGCUGAUGUGGACAUAAUCCCAGUAUUGAUGUGCUGCUGUGGACAUAAUCCCAGUAGUGAUGUGCUGCUGUGGACAUAAUCCCUGUAGUGAUGUGGUCAUAAUCCCAGUAGUGAUGUGCAGCUGUGGACAUAAUCCCAGUACUGAUGAGCGACUGGACAUAAUCACAGUUGUGAUGUGCUGCUGUUGUUAUAAUCCCAGUAGUGAUGUGCUGCUGUGGACAUAAUCCCAGUAGUGAUGUGCUGCUGUGUCCCAGUAGUGAUGUGCUGCUGUGUCCCAGUAGUGAUGUGCUGCUGUGGACAUAAUCCCAGUAUUGAUGUGCUGCUGUGGACAUGAUCCCAGUAGUGAUGUGCUGCUGUGGACAUGAUCCCAGUAGUGAUGUGCUGCUGUGGACAUGAUCCCAGUAGUGAUGUGCUACUGUGUCCCAGUAGUGAUGUGCUGCUGUGUCCCAGUAGUGAUGUGCUGCUGUGGACAUAAUCCCAGUAGUGAUGUGCUGCUGUGGACAUGAUCCCAGUAGUGAUAUGCGACUGUGUCCUAGUAGUGAUAUGCUGCUGUGGCCAUAAUCCCAGUACUGAUGAGCGACUGUGGACAUAAUCUCAGUAUUGAUGUGCUGCUGUGGACAUAAUACCAGUAGUGAUGUGCGACUGUGUCCCAGUACUGAUGAGCGACUGUGGACAUAAUACCAGUAGUGAUGUGCUAAAAUGUCCCAGUAGUGAUGUGCAAUGGGUGCCAGUACUGAUGAGCGACUGGAGACAUAAUACCAGUAGUGAUGUGCUAAUAUGUCCCAGUAGUGAUGUGCGACUGUGUCCCAGUACUGAUGAGGAACUGUGGACAUAAUACCAGUAGUGAUGUGCUACUGCUGAGCAUUUCCUAAUCAUGUAGUCUACAUUGCCUUUCCUACAUCUUAAGAUAAGAUUUUUGUGUAUGUUUUUUUUUAAAACCAGGUCUUAAUAUGAGUGAAUGAAAAUAUGCAAGAAUUUGUGCACAUGCUUUUCUGUUGUGCACAAUAAUGGAGUGUUUAAUCUGCAAGUGAGCACAUUUCAGAAUAUCUUGUCCUACAAGAGUCACUAGCAUCUUUGCAUGCAUUCUGUCAAUUCGUCCAUUUCAGACUUCUCAGACAGAGGCUUGUCAGACUCCAUCGGGAACUGGGACAGUCCUCUUAGAAACUGUUGCAUUACCUAUUAAACUAGUUCAUCCUAUUUUUGUAAGAAAUUGGGCACACACAAUGAGAAUGCUUAGCAUAAUUGCAGUUUAUUCUGUGUCACUGAUUAUUAUGUGUUACUAUUGAACAGUAUAUACUAUCAUGCUUAUGAGAGACAACAGUUAAUGUUUAAACUGCAAAACGCUAGCCAAAGCAAGCUCCAUGUCCUAUGUUUUUGUUCAACUACCAGUACCACUCCUGUCAUAUAUUCCUGUUGUACUACACACCACUCUUUUCUUUCACCGAGUGCUUUGUAUUCAUCAAAAAGGUGACAUCACAAGAACAAAAGCAUGAAAUGUUUAUGGCUGUUAAUCAGUUAGAAUGAAUAAUGAAAUCACAUACUGAUGUUAAGAUGCAAAUACAGCUAUUUUGAAUUUUGAGAGAGCGGCAUGUGGACUCAAAAUUUUGAUGAACUGAUGAAGCCCAUCUUUACCUUUGAAAGCAAACUGGUUUGUGCUAAUGCAAACAUCAUGUAUGUUACAGGUUGAAAAACACUUUGUUGAAGGAAAGGAAGACAAUUUAUGUCAUAGCAGGUUCUCAUGUCUAAGCAUUCAAGAGAUGAUGCCAAGGAUGUCAUUUAAAGUUGGUCUUCAUCUCAAUAUGAAUGAUUAUAAAAAAUUCUAAAUCAAUUCUAAAAUGAUAUAAGUUAAGAACUCACUUGUACUUUGAAGCACUAAAGAAGAAUUGUGUCCAUUUAACAGUGGAAGCUCACUUGAAGCUCCACAACCACCAACAAUCAUCUUUUGAAUUGUUACAUAAUUGUAGCUUUAAAUUGGGCAAACUCGUACAGGAAGCGAAGAUUAUGGAACCUACUGUAACGAAUCAUGAAAAUGUAAAUUUGUUGGUUAAAGUUCAUUCCUAUGUUAUGUGAUGCUUGGUCAUUUGCUUGUUCCUGUUUUCAGUUAUGAAUGAGCUGAUCACAUGGUUUUCAAAAAUAACUAUUACACAUAAAUGGGUCUUUAUGUUUUGAAGAUAGCUGUUAAUGUAUAUUUGUUAAAAGGGAACACUAAAUAUGUCAGUCAAUUCCCUGCCAUGACGUGUGUGCAUUAACAUUAACACUGCAAAGCCAUACCACAUCACUAUGGUCAGUAUCUACACUGGUGCAGUCUCCAUGAUAGUCAUUAUCAGACCCAUUGUUAUAUUGAGAUACAUGUACCUUUAAUUCUUAAAGGAUUUGAAAUGUGAGACCUGCUUCUGGUAUUUUUGUUGAUGUCUUCAAAGGAAGGAAUUGACUUGAUCCACAAAAUGCUGUUAUUACAGUUUGAAAUUGUUAAUUUAAUUUGUUAGAGUUUUAAAAAAAGUUGACUUUUAAAAUGUUGAUCUUCCAUAUAUAAUUUUGAUGUUGAACAAAUGAGCUUACUACCCUUCCUCCUGGGCUCUGUAACAAGCAUCUUGCUUUGUACCAUCAAAUAAAAGGUAGAAACAUUUACAUUAUAAAUAUAUAUACAUAUAUACAUACAUAUACAUACAUAUAUAUAUAUUUUUGUAAGCCAUUCUUUGAUGUAAUGUAACACAAUUGAGAACAACAAAGUUAAUGCCAAUUGUGUGGGAGAUGGUUAUUUGUUGUGGAGCUGGCACUGGUUGUUCCAUCAGUGAGGAAGGAAGUCAGGGUUCACUAGGCACCAUUUGGUUCUCAUUGUAAAAAUGUUUGUAUUGUGUUCACCCUUUUCAGUGGACAAGUUCUUGGUUGUCACUUAACAUGCAAUGAUGUUUGAGGGAUAUUUGGAGAAAUAAAUAUUUUAAUCUC
This is a messenger RNA of Haliotis rufescens (red abalone), 9527 nucleotides long. RefSeq names its product protein Smaug homolog 1-like. NCBI's taxonomy places the organism in Eukaryota, Metazoa, Mollusca, Gastropoda, Lepetellida, Haliotidae. Gene Ontology annotation, cellular component: P-body. Bases 316 to 2391 code for a protein of 691 amino acids. The transcript has 13 exons. Gene Ontology annotation, molecular function: protein binding; mRNA binding; translation repressor activity. Gene Ontology annotation, biological process: negative regulation of translation; regulation of mRNA stability; nuclear-transcribed mRNA poly(A) tail shortening. The record is from RefSeq and is a predicted model, not a curated record.